AUCGAAGUCCUUUGUCGUUGUUUAAAGCUGUCCAACGGUCGCGCCUCGGCAGCAGCCCGCGGAUGGCUCCAUGACGGGGAAGAUAAAUGCAAUACUCGUGCAAGAACACGCUUGUUUGCAGCUGUCAACCUUUUUCUUGCAAAGAGAUCAUUCAUCCAGAUCUCGGCGCAACCAGGCAGUUGUCAAGCUACAACUCAUCCUCAUCACUCAUCAUUCAUCUUACAAUAAACAAGAGGAACAAGGUGUCCUUUAUUUUUAACUGACAUGUGUCGCCAUAUUGGGAAAAAGCGAUCCCAGAGAUCAGAUCAGAUUAGAUCACUUGGGGAUCAGCAUUGGCUCCGAUCCUAUUUCUGCUUGUUCCUGCUUGUUCCUGCUCCUAUUCCUGUUCCUGUUCUACUUCUUGUCUCUGGCAGCUUUGGCAGCAUCCUAUUGGACCUUUUCUUUGACAGCGGCAGCAGCCUUAAAGUGAUACUGUCAGCCAUGGUGCCUCCUUUGGUGUUGUGUCGUGCUUAUCAUCGACUCGUACGGCCAGAGCGGUCGAGAAAAGCGAAAAAAAAGUAAAUCCGCUUGCGAAUGUAGAGCUCCUCAGCGGUCAGCAAGGGAGUUCGAGCAAUGGCUAUCCAUGGUUAAAAGACUAUGUUGUAGAGAUGGGUUGAUAAUAAGGUGAAUAAAGAAUAGUGGAUUAUAUAUAGUU
Messenger RNA from Gamsiella multidivaricata, 694 nucleotides. RefSeq lists its product as uncharacterized. The transcript has a single exon. Lineage: Eukaryota; Fungi; Mortierellomycota; Mortierellomycetes; Mortierellales; Mortierellaceae. The record is from RefSeq and is a predicted model, not a curated record. Bases 265 to 561 code for a protein of 98 amino acids.